AUGGCGACUGCUGCACGAACGCUCCUGCGCUGCGCGAGGCCGGCCGUGCGCCAAGCCGCAUAUGUGCCAUGUCUGCGCACUAUUUCGACGUCGCUGGCGUUGCGGGAGCAGGGCGAUAAAGUGAUGUUAAAGUCGCCUUACCUUGAGCGAGCGAAUAUGAACCCCAUGGACAAGUAUCAGUCGAUGCAAGGUCCCUUGCACGACUAUGGCAGCUGGGUGCUUUCAGUGCUCCCGCGAUUCAUCCAGCAGUUUAGCGUGUACAAAGACGAAUUGACAUUCUAUGUGGCGCCAGCUGGCUUGAUCCCAACGAUGACGUUCCUGCGCGACCACACGCUUACACAAUUCAAGGUCUUGAUGGACAUUUCAGGCGCGGAUUAUCCAACCCGUUCUCAGCGGUUUGAAGUGAACUACCACCUGCUCAGCAUUCGGAACAAUGCUCGAAUUCGUGUAAAGACGUACGCUGACGAAGUGACACCAGUCCCGACAGUCACGAGUCUUUUCCGCAGUGCAGACUGGUUCGAGCGCGAGGCUUGGGACAUGUAUGGCAUUUUCUUUGCUGGCCAUCCAGACCUGCGACGCAUCCUCACUGACUAUGGAUUUGAAGGUCAUCCCCUGCGCAAGGACUUCCCUCUCACUGGGUACACGGAGGUGCGCUGGGACGAGGAGAAGAAGCGUGUUGUAUAUGAGCCCGUCCAGCUCAUGCAGGCUCACCGCAACUUUGAGCCGGCCUCCGCUUGGGAGCAAGUUGGCGAGGGUGUUUCGUACACUCCCAACGAGUACAAGCUCGUGCCUCCUAAGCCGGCGGAAGAAAAUAAGGAAAAGAAGUAG
Molecule: messenger RNA, 828 nt
Organism: Malassezia globosa CBS 7966
Lineage: Eukaryota; Fungi; Basidiomycota; Malasseziomycetes; Malasseziales; Malasseziaceae
Exons: 2
Coding region: 1-828 (275 amino acids)
Molecular function (GO): NADH dehydrogenase (ubiquinone) activity
Source: RefSeq, a predicted model, not a curated record